AUGCGACCGCGCGCCUCCUCCUCUCCCUCGGCGGCGGCGUCGUCGCCGUCGUCGUCGUCGCCGUCGUCGCCGUCGCGUCGACGAGCCGCGUCGACCGCGCCGCGCCGCGUACGCGCCGCGCCCCCGCAAGGGGCGGUCCUCCUCCUCCUCCUCACCUUCGCCGUCCUCCCCGCGCCGCGCGUCGCCGAAGCCGCGUCGUUCGUCGUCGAGAAGGCGAACUUGCAGAUCAUCGAGCCGGAUUCGAUCAAAGGGUCGUUCGACUCCGCGAUCGGCGACUUCGGAGUCCCGAACUACGGCGCGAAGAUCAUCGGCGAGGUGACGUACGACGCCUCCAACGCGCUCGGGUGCGGCGCGUUCUCGAACGUCUCCCGCGCCACCGGCGUCGGCCACAGCACCGUCGUCCUCGUCGACCGCGGCGAGUGUUUUUUCGUCGAGAAGGCGUGGCGCGCGCAGCAGGCGGGCGCGAACGCGGUCAUCGUCGCGGACGACGUCGACGAAGGGCUCGUCACGAUGGCGCAGCCGGACGCCGCGGACGACGGCGCGUCGAGCGAGAUCGCGGAGCUCGCGGAGCGCGUGACGAUCCCGUCCGCGCUGGUGACCAAGUCGGUGGGCGACGCGUUGCGAGAGGCGAUCGUCGCCAAAAACCAGGUCCCGCUCGUCGCGCUGGACUGGAGCGACAGCAUCGCGUCCCCGGACGCGCGCGUGGAGUGGGAGCUGUGGCACAGCACGAACCAGGUCUGCGGUCGCGUGUGCGCGCGCUUGGAGGCGUUCAUAAACGAGAUGGCGACGCCCGCGGCGAAGCUCGAGAAGUCCGGCGCGGCUUCGUUCUCGCCGCACUUCAUCACGUGGGCGUGUCGCAAAGAUUCCGUCGAAGAGAGCGACUGCGAUAGGCUCUGCAUCAACAAAGGGCGGUAUUGCGCCCCGGACCCGAUCUCGGGCGUGGACGUCGACGCCGCGACGGUCGCGGCGGUGAGGAAGCACGGGUACAACGGCACGCACGUCGCGCGGGAGAACCUUCGGCAGCUGUGCCUGCACAAAGAGUUAAACCGCAACGUGACUCUAAACGGCGAAGGGACAACCACCAACGCAUCGUCGCCGCCGUCGCCCGCGCCGUGGCUGUGGUGGACGUACGCGACGCGUCACAACGCGGAGUGCAAGAUGACCGCGGGACAGUUUAACAGAGAGUGCUCCGCGAGAGUCAUGGCCGGGCACGGCUUGUCCGAGGCAUUCGUCGACCGCGUGGAAAAGUGCGUCGGGGACGUCGACGCGGACGCGGAUAACCCGACGAUGGAGCUCGAGCUGAGGCUUCAGGACGACCUCGACGACAGCGGCCGCGGCGCCAUCGUGCUGAUGCCGACCGUCGUGAUCAACCUCGAUCAGUACCGCGGUCGGCUGACCGGCGCGGACGCGCUGAGAGCGAUCUGCGCCGGGUACCGCGAGACCACGGAGCCCGCGGUGUGCCUCGCGCGCGGGAUGGAGACGAACGAGUGCGAGGCCCCGGGGAACGCGGGGUGCUGGCACUACGCCGACCCGGCGUCGGGGAAAAACUUCUCCGCGUGUCGAGACACGUUCAGAGGAUACGAGUGCGUCUGCCCGCCCGGGUUCAAAGGCGACGGCGCGACGUGCGAGGACGUCGACGAGUGCGACGACCCGUCGUUGAACGACUGCGAGCAGACGUGCGCGAACGAGGUCGGCGGGCACGCGUGCGCGUGCGACGCCGGAUACAAGCUCGUCGGCGGGUUCUCGUGCGUGUUGAUCGACGAGUGCCUCGAGAGCGGCGACAACGGCGGGUGCGACCAACGAUGCGUCGCGCGUCCCGGCGGGCACUCGUGCGCGUGCAUCGAAGGGUACGCCCUGCAGAAGGACGGGCAGAAGUGUAAGCUCCCGGGAGGCGGCGUCCGCGGCGGGGGCGGCGGCGGCGUCGGCGGCGGGACGAUCUUCUUCGCGAUGGCGCUCGUCCUCCUCGUCGUCGGCGGCGCGGGGUACGGCGCGUAUCAGUGGAAGCUCCGAUCGCAUAUCGACGGCGAAGUCCGCGCGAUCAUGAAGGACUACCUCCCUCUGGAGGAUCACGAUCGAGGCGCGAGCGGCGGCGGCGGCGGCGGCGGCGCGAGCGGGUCGCCGCCUGAGGCGCGGCCGCUUCACCUCCUGACAGCGCUCGACGUGCUGUUGCCGCUCGAGGAAGAGCGGCCGCAGCUCGUCGUCGUCGAGAUCCUCGGAGUCCCCGUCCUCGUACUCGACGUGAAAGUAUCCCGUCUCCGGGUCGUAAGACGUCACCUCGCCGACGUAGUCUACGCCGUCGUCGAACCUUUUCCGCAUUUUGCGUCCGACGAUCGCCGCCGCCUCAACCUCGCACCGCUCGCGUUUCAGUAG
Messenger RNA from Micromonas pusilla CCMP1545, 2370 nucleotides. RefSeq lists its product as uncharacterized. The coding region runs from base 1 to 2370 and encodes 789 amino acids. Gene Ontology annotation, molecular function: calcium ion binding. NCBI's taxonomy places the organism in Eukaryota, Viridiplantae, Chlorophyta, Mamiellophyceae, Mamiellales, Mamiellaceae. The record is from RefSeq and is a predicted model, not a curated record. The transcript is spliced from 6 exons.